Molecule: messenger RNA, 3381 nt
Organism: Nannospalax galili (Upper Galilee mountains blind mole rat)
Lineage: Eukaryota; Metazoa; Chordata; Mammalia; Rodentia; Spalacidae
Product: mitochondrial import inner membrane translocase subunit TIM16
Exons: 28
Coding region: 122-2893 (923 amino acids)
Biological process (GO): protein import into mitochondrial matrix
Cellular component (GO): TIM23 mitochondrial import inner membrane translocase complex
Molecular function (GO): protein binding
Source: RefSeq, a predicted model, not a curated record
CUUGACUGGCCGGUUGCGGGCUGGGCUCUCCGCUUCAGGCGUCGGGUGGCUGCUCGGUGUGCACCUGAGAGCAGACGCCCCUGGUCCUGAGGCUGUGCUGCGCUGUGCUGUCCCCACCGCCAUGAACCGCUUCAAGGUGUCCAAGUUCCGGCACACGGAGGCUCGGCCGGCCCGCCGUGAGGCCUGGAUCAGUGACAUUCGUGCAGGAACAACUGCAUCAUAUGGACACCACAUUAAAUCAAGCUGCAGCUUGAUUGCCUUCAACUCUGACCGUCCAGGUGUAUUGGGCAUCAUAUCUCUAGAAGACCACAGAAAGGACAAAAAACACGUGGCCUAUCUUGGCUGCCAUUCAGACCUGGUUACAGACUUGGACUUCUCUCCCUUUGAUGACUUCCUUUUGGCCUCGGGCUCAGCUGACAGGACGGUGAAGCUUUGGCGGCUUCCAGGCCCUGGCCAAGUCCUUCCCUCAGAACCUGGAGUGGUGCUGGGUCCAGAGGAACUGCCAGUGGAAGUACUACAGUUCCACCCCACCUCAGAUGGUAUACUGGUGAGCACCGCUGGCAGAGCUGUGAAGGUCUGGGACAUAGCCAAGCACCAGCCCCUGACAGAGCUGCAGGCCCAUGGAGACGUGGUGCAGAGUGCUGUCUGGAGCAGAGAUGGAGCCCUUGUGGGUACAGCAUGCAAGGACAAGCAGCUACGGAUCUUUGACCCCAGAGUAAGGGCCGAGGCCUCUCAGAGCACAAAGGCCCAUGAGAAUAGCAAGGACAGCCAGCUGGCUUGGACAAGUACCCAGGAGCACCUUGUGUCCACUGGAUUCAACCAGAUGCGUGAGCGAGAAGUGAAGCUCUGGGACACCCGACUCUUCUCCAGCGCUCUGGCCUCCCUCACCCUGGGCACGUCAUCUGGGUCUCUGAUACCCCUGCUGGAUCCAGACUCUGGGCUCCUGAUCCUGGCAGGAAAGGGUGAGAGUCAGCUAUACUGCUAUGAGGUGACCCCACAGCAGCCUUCACUGAGCCCAGUGACCCAAUGUGUGCUGGAGAGCGUGCUGCGGGGGGCAGCCCUUUUGCCCCGACGAGCACUGGCUGUCAUGGGUUGUGAGGUGCUCCGGGUCCUGCAGCUGAGCGACAUAGCCAUCAUACCUGUCAGCUACCAUGUACCCCGAAAGUCUGUGGAGUUCCAUGAGGAUCUGUUUCCAGACACAUCUGGCUGUGUGCCUGCUUCUGAUGCUCAUGUGUGGUGGGCUGGCAGCAACCAGCAGGUACAGAAGGUCAGCCUCAACCCAGCCCACCGGCCCCAUCCCAGCUUCAUUUCCUGCAUGAUACCCCCUAUGGAGCCACCCACUGACAUGGCCCAGCCUGUGGAGACACUGAGAGCUGACACAGACCCAAGUGAGGACUUCUCCUCCCCUACCAGCUCGCUGACCUCACCUUCCACGCCAUCCAGUUUGGGGCUUUCACUUUCCAGCACUAGCGGCAUUGGUACCAGUCCCAGUCAGAGGUCACUGCAGAGCCUACUGGGCCCCAGCUCUAAGUUCCGCCAUGCUCAGGGCACCAUCCUGCACCGAGACAGCCACAUCACCAACCUCAAGGGGCUCAACCUCACCACACCUGGCGAGAGCGAUGGCUUCUGUGCUAACCGACUGCAUGUGGCAGUGCCCCUGCUUAGCAGUGGUGGGCAGGUAGCUGUCCUUGAGCUGCAGAAACCUGGACGCCUGCCUGACACAACACUGCCUACACUGCAGAAUGGGUCAGCGGUAAUGGAUUUGGCCUGGGACCCCUUUGACCCAUACCGUCUUGCUGUGGCUGGGGAAGAUGCCCGGAUCAGACUAUGGCGGGUGCCCCCUGGGGGCCUCAAGGACAUACUUACCACACCUGAGACUGUGCUAACAGGCCACACAGAAAAGAUCUACUCUUUGCGCUUCCACCCCUUGGCGGCUGAUUUGUUGGCCUCUACUUCCUAUGACCUCACCAUUCGUAUCUGGGACCUUCAGGCUGGAGCUGAGCGGCUGAGGCUGCAGGGCCAUCAGGACCAGAUCUUUGGCUUGGCCUGGAGUCCAGAUGGGCAACAACUGGCCACUGUGUGUAAGGAUGGGCAUGUGCGGGUCUAUGAGCCCCGGAGCAGCCCUGUACCCUUACGGAAAGGUCCAGGACCUGAGGGGGGCCGUGGAGCCCGCAUUGUCUGGGUGUGUGAUGGUCGUUGUCUGCUGGUGUCUGGCUUUGACAGCCGAAGUGAGCGCCAGCUGCAACUGUACACAGCUGAUGCCCUGACAGGUGGUCCCUCAGCAGUGCUGGGCCUCGAUGUAGCUCCCUCGACCCUGCUGCCCAGCUACGACCCUGACACUGGCCUAGUGCUUCUCACUGGCAAGGGUGACACCCGUGUGUUCCUGUAUGAGGUGCUCCCAGAGGCCCCUUUCUUCUUGGAGUGCAACAGCUUCACAUCACCUGACCCUCACAAGGGCUUUGUCCUUCUGCCAAAGACUGAGUGUGACGUGCAGGAAGUGGAGUUUGCCAGAUGCCUGCGACUGCGACAGACCUCCCUGGAGCCUGUUGCUUUCCGGCUGCCCCGAGUUAGGAAAGAGUUCUUCCAGGAUGAUGUGUUCCCAGACACGGCUGUGAGCUGGGAGCCAGCUCUUAGUGCCAAAGCCUGGCUAGGGGGUACUAAUGGACAGCCCCAGCUACUGAGCUUGAAGCCCCCCGGCAUGACCCCAGUGAGCCAAGCAUCCCGUGAGGUCCCUACCCGACGAGCCCCAUCCUCAGCACAGUACUUGGAAGAGAAAUCUGACCAGCAAAAGAAGGAGGAGCUGCUGAAUGCCAUGGUGGCAAAGCUGGGGAACUGGGAGGACCCACUGCCCCAGGACUCCUUUGAAGGGGUGGAUGAAGAUGAAUGGGACUAGCCUACACACCAGGGAACCUCAGCUGCCACUGCCACCUCCUAGAACCACUUGGUGUCCCUACAUACCCCACAUCUCUGCAAGCUGGAAGAUGCUAUUCUGGCCUUGGCACAUCCAUCCCAGGAGCCCUGGCUUCCUGUAGGCCUCAGGCACUUCCACAGUUCCUGGGUCCACUGCAACUACAGGGAUUGUCUGCUCUUCUGCUUUCUUUGGGACCAGCUGCUUCUCCUCAGCUGCCUGCUAGCACGUGGCACCAAGGGGUGGGAGGUGGAGGUCAGUAGCAUGUCUCUGGGCUGGCCCUGAGCACACUGUCUCUCCUAAUCUUUCUACUGGCCUGGGCUGGUCCCAGCCUAGGCUGGCUUUGUCUGGUACCUUCAGAUACUACAUGCCAACCCAUCUUGCCUGCUGUCCCAGCUCCAGUCAAAGACAUUGGGGGCUGGCCCCCAACCAGGAUAUUUGGAGCAGCUGCAGCCUCAGGGCACUAGGACCAA